Molecule: messenger RNA, 861 nt
Organism: Chilo suppressalis (striped riceborer)
Lineage: Eukaryota; Metazoa; Arthropoda; Insecta; Lepidoptera; Crambidae
Source: the annotation of a GenBank genome assembly
AUGGACUACGAAGACAUGGUCGUCACCGAACAACAGAAUACGGAGCGCGACGGGUACGGACCAAGGGCGGAGGGCGGAUCAUCUGGGAACCAAGCUAAAAUAGCGUGGAGGAACAUGUGGGAGGAAUUUUAUCAGGUCCCGAGCAUAACCCAUUCGCAGUUAUACAAGGACAUCACCCCACUACCCUGUUCCGGCAACAGAGUGUUCUCCUCUAUCUGGAGUCGGGUGAAGACUGCCGCCUUCCAUAACGUCACUUACUAUAGGAGAUUGAGGGUCAUCUUCGACACGGUGUUAGUGGAGGCUGAUAGCAGGGCCAAACAUGAGGGGAAACAUGCCUUCGUCAAUAUUAUUGGUGCUGGUCUGGGCGUAUGGAAGUACUCCCCCCACCAGACGGACAUAUUCGUGUUGUCGGUACUGCGCCGCGUGAGGGCGCUGCUGGUCGCGGGUCGCUUACAGCACGUGAGCGACGUCAACAUGGCCUACAUUAAGCCCGGGACAUUGGUCGCAGCUCUGUUCAAAUCUCACGACGGCAACGGCGACAAACUAUUCUUCAAAAAUGAAAACCAUCCAAGAGGUGGUAUCAACGUACAAUUGCAGAAUCGAGAGCCGUCAUCUAAACUGAAGGGCGAACACGAAGGAAAGCUACUAGUUCUGACCUAUCCCUGGGAUGGUAAUGCACAUCCCGGGAAUGAGUUUUGGAUCGGCAAACUGAAAACGUCUGGUGAUCCGGCGGCGGCCUGCUCUACGCAGGUGAGUGAGCUGCAUAACGCGCACAUCAACCGCAUCGCCCUCAAAGGGGACAACACCAGGGUUGCUUCCGAUACUGUACGAAUUCUAUCCGAACACUGCAAGUCUCUGUGA